This is a messenger RNA of Caenorhabditis briggsae, 1569 nucleotides long. It is a transcript of the gene Cbr-unc-7, whose product is annotated as Protein CBR-UNC-7. Gene Ontology annotation, molecular function: gap junction channel activity. NCBI's taxonomy places the organism in Eukaryota, Metazoa, Nematoda, Chromadorea, Rhabditida, Rhabditidae. Bases 1 to 1569 code for a protein of 522 amino acids. The transcript is spliced from 10 exons. Gene Ontology annotation, cellular component: plasma membrane; gap junction. The record is from RefSeq and is a predicted model, not a curated record.
AUGCUCGGCUCCUCCAGCAAUCCUGAACCGCCACUCCUCUCGCGGAUAAUCGGAGUACCCCCACCGCCUCCGCCUCGAGCCCCGACUACAGCACUUGUACUUCGCGUUCCAACAGUUAACAGUCCUUCGAAAAAGAAGCAACAACCGGAUACUAGGAACAAAUACCAGGAAACUGCGCUAAGAGACAAAAAGACUCGGACACCACUCGAAAAAGCCAGACACCUUGACAAUCUUCCCUCGUAUCAGGCCCAAAAACUCCUAGACGGUUCGCAUCAACUUCGCAUCGAUUCCCAUCACGUUGGAACCGCAGGUCACGGUGCAGGACAAGGGCACGGACACAAGAAAGAGUUCGGACCUGCCAUGAUUCUCUAUUAUUUGGCAUCAGCAUUUCGGGCGCUCUAUCCGCGUCUUGAUGAUGAUUUUGUCGACAAACUAAACUAUUAUUACACAACUACGAUAUUAGCCUCAUUCGCUCUGCUGGUCUCUGCCAAGCAGUAUGUCGGUUUUCCCAUCCAAUGCUGGGUUCCGGCCACAUUCACCGAUGCAAUGGAGCAGUACACUGAGAACUACUGCUGGGUCCAGAACACGUACUGGGUUCCCAUGCAGGAGGACAUCCCACGUGAGAUCUAUUCUCGCCGGAACCGACAGAUAGGAUAUUAUCAAUGGGUGCCAUUCAUUUUGGCCAUCGAGGCGUUGUUGUUCUAUGUUCCAUGCAUUCUCUGGAGAGGAUUGCUUUAUUGGCACAGUGGAAUCAAUCUCCAAGGACUUGUCCAAAUGGCCUGUGACGCUCGUCUCAUGGACUCUGAAGUCAAGACACGUACCGUCUACACAAUGGCACGUCACAUGCAAGACGAGGUUCAGCUAACCAACAUUGAUCGUCAAGGACAUAGUAGAAGUUGUUUCUCUAAUCUCCAAUUAGGUGCAAACUGUGGGAGACACUGUGGUUGCUACGUCACCAUGCUGUACAUAGGAAUCAAGGUUCUUUACUCCGCAAACGUGUUGCUUCAGUUCUUUUUGUUGAAUCAUCUCCUUGGGUCUAACGACUUGGCUUAUGGAUUCUCUUUGUUAAAAGACUUGAUGCACGAGAUCGAGUGGGAGCAGACGGGAAUGUUUCCAAGAGUCACUCUUUGCGAUUUUGAGGUACGAGUUCUGGGUAACAUACACCGCCAUACUGUCCAGUGCGUGUUGAUGAUCAACAUGUUCAAUGAGAAAAUCUUCUUGUUUCUUUGGUUCUGGUUUUUGACCUGUGGAAUUAUUACUGUCUGCAACACCAUGUACUGGAUUCUUAUCAUGUUCAUUCCAUCCCAGGGUAUGUCAUUCGUCCGUAAGUAUCUCCGUGUCCUUCCUGAUCAUCCAGCAAAGCCAAUCGCUGAUGACGUUACUCUCCGCAAAUUCACCAACAACUUCCUACGGAAAGAUGGCGUUUUCAUGCUCCGAAUGAUCUCUACCCAUGCUGGUGAACUCAUGAGCAGUGAGCUUAUACUUGCUCUCUGGCAGGAUUUCAACAAUGUUGAUCGGAGUCCGACGCAGUUUUGGGACGCCGAGCACGGACAGGGGACGAUAGACUGA